This is a messenger RNA of Funneliformis caledonium, 2265 nucleotides long. NCBI's taxonomy places the organism in Eukaryota, Fungi, Glomeromycota, Glomeromycetes, Glomerales, Glomeraceae. The record is from the annotation of a GenBank genome assembly.
AUGAAUCAAACUCAAGAAUACUGUUUUGGUUGUAACCAAAUACUUCUUGAUUAUUUUACUUAUUUUAAUGAAAUAAAAUAUUGUUCUAAUAAAUGUGCUUUAGAUCUCCUUCAACGAAAUUUUUUACUUUUACAAGAAAAAUUUUUUGCAUUAUUAAAUUUUCAAAAUUCUCAAAAUCAAUUAAAUGACGAAAUAAUUAAAUACGAAUUCGAUGAACCUGGAUUAGAACUAAAAUAUCAAACAUUUUUAGCUUCAGGUGCUGAUUUAAGGUCAAAAAAUAAAUAUGUAAUACCUGGAAAAAAUAAAAGUGUUGUUACUAUUGAUACUGGAGUUGUUAUUAAACAUAUACACCCUAAUUAUGGCUUACAAAUUCGUUCACGAAGCUCUAGUUUAAUUAAAAUGUUAUUAUAUGUUAAUUUUGGAACAGUGGAUUCAGAUUAUGGUUUAUUACAUAAUAAUUCUGGUAGAAUAUUUGUUAAUGUGUGGAAUUUAUCUCCAAAAAGCAUUACAAUUAAUCCACGUGAUCGUAUUGCUCAAAUUGUAAUUGAAAAAAUAACCAGAGGAGGAUUUCCAAUUGAAGAAAAUAAAAGAUCCGAAAUGGAAGGAACUGAUAUAAAGAGAAAGCGUAGUGUUGAAAAUAAUGUUGAAAAUAGUGUUGAAAAUAGUGUUGAAAAUAGUAUUGAAAAUAAUGUUGAAAAUAAUAAUAUUGAAAAAAAUAAUGUUGAAAAUAAUGUUAAUGUUAACAGAAUAGAAACCAAUGAAAAAAAUGAAAUUAAGAUAGAAUGUUCUGGUGGUAAAUUGAAAAGAUCUGAAACAUCGCGUGAAUGUGUAUUACAUAUUGUUCAUGUUUUUGAAUAUAAAACCGAUGUAAAACCUAAAAAUUUAGAUGGUAAAAAUUGGAAAUUAAUUAACGAAGACGAAUUAAAUGAUUAUAAAUCUAAAAAUAUGGUUAUUGAUUCUUUAAGAGAUACAAGUCCAGUUCAAAAAGAAACUUCUAAAUAUAUUAUUGAUGGAAAUAUUGGAGCUGGAAAAUCGUAUUUGAUCGAAGCUUUGGUAAAAUAUAAUAAAAAAAAAGGAAUAAAAGUUAAUGUUAUUCCUGAACAAGCGAUAUCAAAAACUGUUAAACCAUUAUUAGAAGAAUAUUAUUGGUAUCUAUAUUAUUGGAAUAAAUCUUAUAAAUUUCUUUUUAGUAAGAAAUUGAGACAAUCUGCAAUCAAACUUCAAACAAAAAUUUGGUUAGAAUAUCAAAAAGAAUAUAUUAAUUUUGUUAAACGAGAAGAAAAACCUGAUAUUUUAUUGAUAGAUAGAUCUACUCAAUCAACUAUUAUUUUUAUGGAUAUGAUGGUUGAUGAGGGUAUCAUUUCAAGUGAUGAUCAAUUUGAAAUAAUUAAAAAUUAUCCAGAAUCUGUUGAAUUUUUCACGAAUGAUUGUAAAGUAAUUCUUUGGAAUCCAUCUCAGAAAAAAAUUUUACAAAGACAAGAAAAAAGGGGUAGAUCGAUGGAAAAGGGAUUGGAAGAUUAUAUUAAAAAUCUUGGCGCCAAGUAUUUUGAAAAAAUGUCAUAUUACUAUAAAAGUUAUAAAAUGAUUAGUCAUAAUGCAAAUCUUGAUUUUGAUGUAGAUAAUAUCCCUAAAACUGUAAUCAAGGAGAUAAAUUUUGAUGUUCUAAAUCUUGAUGAAGUUAAUUUUUUAAUUCAAAAUCCUAGUGAUGAUUUAUAUCCUAGUGAUGUUAAUUUUUUAAUUCAAAAUCCUAGUAAUGAUUUAAAUCCUAGUGAUGUUAAUUUUUUAAUUCAAAAUCCUAGUGAUGAUUUAAAUCCUAGUGAUGUUAAUUUUUUAUUUCAAAAUCCUAGUGAUGAUUUAAAUCCUAAAGAUGUUAAUUUUUUAAUUCAAAAUUUUAGUGAUGAUUUAUAUAUAAAAAAAAACGAUGAAAUUUCAAAAUUAGAAGAAGAUCUAAAAACAAAAGACGAUGAAAUUGAAGAAUUUAAAAAAAGAAUUUCAAAAUUAGAAGAAGAUUUAAAAACAAAAGACGAUGAAAUCGAAGAAUCUAAAAAAAGAAUUUUAAUAUUAGAAGAAGAAAACUUCGAAUUUAAGAAUAAAUCGAAAGUAGAAAUUGGAAUUCAAACCGAUGAAUAUGAAGAAAAUAACGAAAAUGAAGAAGUCGAUUUGAAUGAUGAUUUAUUUAAUAAUUUUGAUGAACUUUUUGGAAAAUAUUUUAAUUCAAAAUAUAAUUAUUCACUUAAAACAGAUAUUCAAAAGAAAAUAUAUUAA